Stylonychia lemnae is the source of this 1098-nucleotide messenger RNA. NCBI's taxonomy places the organism in Eukaryota, Ciliophora, Spirotrichea, Sporadotrichida, Oxytrichidae. The record is from the annotation of a GenBank genome assembly.
AUGGAUAGAAACUAAUUGCCAUUUAUAAACUAAGGAGUGAGCAUUCAGUAUGCCAAUGAUCCUAAUAACUUUUAAUAUGCUGACUAUAACAUAAACAAUCAAGCACCCUUCUAGCCAGCUAAUAUAAAUGAUGAUGAUGAUUACAAUGACAGGCAUGAGGAUAGUGCUGCUUUUAAUUUCAAUGAUGAACCACGUACACCAACCAGAUAAUCAAACAUGCCUUUUAGGAAGGAAUUAAAUCAAAGUCCUAACAAGACUGGAGGGUAAAUUCAUUUAAUGAAUCUAGUCCAAGAAGAUGUCUCAAAUGAACCUUAUAUUGGCAGAGAUGCUGUAGUUGUGAUUGAGGGAGAGAUGAGAUAGUUUGAUGGAAAAAGACUAGAUAAAAUUUAGAGAUACGUUGAGUCACUAGUCACUGGUAAUUUCAUGCCUGUCAAAAAAGAAAUCAAUCUUUAAAUCCAAUAAGCUGAUAUCAAUGAUAAAACAAAGAAACUACAAUCAAAUAGAGAGUUCUUAGAGAAAGAAAUGAGAGAGAUACAAAAAGUGUGGGUUAACCGAGUUAAUAAGCUAUUCAACAUGUUUUUAGGGCUUCUUGCUGGAAUGUCAAUCAUGCAUAUUCUAGUAAUACUCAGUUAAUCUGAUAAGGCUUCAUUCUUGUAGCUAUACUCUAAAGUGAGCACCAUAAUUAACAUAGUGUUCAUGGUCUUUACGAGUUUUUGUCUCAUCUUAGGACUUUCCUUAACUCUUAUCUACAAAUAAAAAUCAGAUGAAAAAAUGAGAAACAUGGAUGAAUACCGACUAGAAUUCCGUCAAUACUAUAUAGUCAGUUCAGUAAUGACUAGUAUAGUUGCUCUCUGCUUGCUCAUAAUUUAUAUUCUACCGAUUUACACCAAUAAAAUCUUUUACUACAACCCUAAUAACAUUACAGAUAGUGAUAUAAUGAAUGCUAAGGGGCUCUUUGGAGCUGUUAAUGUAUUUCUAAUAAUUGCAUGGCUACUUGCAACAGCUUUUAAUAAGGCCUCAAUUAGUGACUUAGAUAUGGACCCAGAGGAAAUUGAUGAAAGUGAAAAUCCUGAUGAAACUAUGAUUUCUUCCGAAUGA